AUGGACCUGGUCUGGGCGAACGUUUCGAACUGUUCGUCUAACUGCACGUGGGAUGCUAACGGUAAUGCUAACCUUUAUACUUCGGCACCACCUGUUGCCAUUUUCCCCAUCCCGGUCCUCAUAGGUGUAACGGUCACCUGCGUGCUCUUCUUCCUCGCAGGGGUGGUAGGAAAUUUGACCACCAUCAUGGUGGUGCUCAAGUACAAAGAGAUGCGCACUACGACCAACCUCUACCUGUCGAGCAUGGCGUUCUCGGACCUGCUGAUUUUCCUGUGCCUGCCGUUAGACCUGUACCGGAUGUGGCGGUACCGACCGUGGACGUUGGGAAACGCACUGUGCAAACUUUUCCAGUUUGUCAGCGAAUGUUGCACCUACUCCACCAUCUUGAACAUGACUGCACUGAGCGCAGAGCGAUACUUCGCCAUCUGCUUCCCCCUCAGGGCCAAAGUGGCGGUGACAAAGCGGCGUGUACGUGGGCUUAUCCUAGCACUUUGGACUGUGGCCCUGUGCAGCGCCGGACCCGUGUUUGUGCUGGUGGGUGUUGAGCAUGAGAAUGGCACCGACUGGCGCGAGACAAGCGAGUGCAAGGCCACAAAGUACGGCGCACGGACGGGCCUGCUGAGCGCCAUGGUAUGGGUCUCGAGCGGGUUCUUCCUGCUGCCCGUCUUCUGCCUGACUGUGCUGUAUGGCCUGAUCGGACGCAAACUCUGGAGGAGGAAGAGGAGAAGAAGGGAGAGGAUGAAAAGCAGGGACAGCAGCAACAAGCAGACCAUCAAGAUGCUCGCCGUGAUGGUGUUUGCCUUCGUACUCUGCUGGCUCCCGUUCCACGUGGGCCGCUACCUGUUCUCAGCUUCUCCAGAGGCGUUCGCGUCCCCCUUAUGGUCUCUGGUGUCUCAGUACUGCAGCCUCGUCUCCUUCGUCCUUUUCUACCUCAGCGCUGCAAUCAACCCCAUCCUCUACAACGCCAUGUCUAAGAAGUACAGGAACGCCACGCUGCGUCUCUUCAGCCACAGCUCACCAAGCUUCACAGAGUCCAGCAUCAGCUGCUGA
Messenger RNA from Clarias gariepinus (North African catfish), 1050 nucleotides. It is a transcript of the gene ghsra, whose product is annotated as growth hormone secretagogue receptor a. The coding region runs from base 1 to 1050 and encodes 349 amino acids. NCBI's taxonomy places the organism in Eukaryota, Metazoa, Chordata, Actinopteri, Siluriformes, Clariidae. Gene Ontology annotation, biological process: G protein-coupled receptor signaling pathway; hormone-mediated signaling pathway. The transcript has 2 exons. The record is from RefSeq and is a predicted model, not a curated record. Gene Ontology annotation, cellular component: plasma membrane. Gene Ontology annotation, molecular function: growth hormone secretagogue receptor activity.